Molecule: messenger RNA, 1359 nt
Organism: Aegilops tauschii subsp. strangulata
Lineage: Eukaryota; Viridiplantae; Streptophyta; Magnoliopsida; Poales; Poaceae
Source: RefSeq, a predicted model, not a curated record
AUGGUGAGCACCGCGCAGGCGCAGCUGCUCGGCCACUCCGACCGAAAGCCAGUGCUCCGAGGAAAGCACCUGGCCACGCCGGCGCUCCUUGAAGGGUGGCACGCCACGGCAUCCGUGGCGGCCAUGACUAUAACCGGAGCUGUGCCUCCUCGCUUUGCAGUUCGAGAAUGGAGAAGGUCAUAUGAGAAUGCGAGUGGAACGGAGCACGCAUAUAUAGACGGUUCGAUCAUUGGUCUCAUCGGACACAGGGAGAAAAAUGAUGAGUAUAACCAUGGCGAUUUUUCACUCUCUCUCAGGGGUAGGCUGGCGCUCUCGCAAGGAAGGAAAGAGAUCGCGCACAUUUGUCUCCUCCUCCCCCGAUCUUUACGCUCCCGUAGAGAGCGGCGACAACAGCGGCGGCCCGGGGAGCUCGCCAGCCAUGGCGGCGCGGCAGCUCUGCUCGCCGGCCAAGCGUACAGCGGAUUGGAUCCCGCGCGCUUUGCCGUCGAACGAGGCCUCUGCGUCCGCGCGCGCCCGACAGUUCGUCCGGUGGGGAGGGACUCGCCGGCCACCGCGGCUUUAGGGGACGGCGGGGACGGCCACACACGCGAGCGGCGGCGCGACCCUUUCGAGGUGACGGAGGCGUGCAAGACACGACGGCCAUGCGACGCACACGUCCAUAAGCAGGAAGAAAGGGGCCGGAUCGAUUCAUCCCGCACGGUGGCUCGAGGGACAGCGUCGUCGCAGCACCGACGUCCGCGCGCGGCGUCGGCCGUGCGGACCCCGGAGGGUGGGGACAUCGAUGCGGCGUCAUAUGGCACAGUGGAGCUCAUGAUCUCCAGUGGCGAGGAUGAGCAGCAACAGUGGCACCGUGAUGAUGUAGUAGUGGAGAGGCAGCAGCUCAUCCAGGAGCUUCGCCGGUGGCAGCGGGAAGCCGCCGACACAGCCUUGCGGUGGCCGGCGAUGGAAACGGCCUUCCCAUUGCUUCAGCACACCCCUAGAUCGGUAGGGUUUGCGGGAAUUAAGGGCUGGAUAUCAUGUACGUGAACUCACUCGUCAUAGGUAUCCAGGCCCUACCCUUUAUAUGUGUGAUGGCAACAGGGGACCAAAACCAUCUGUCGGUUAGAGGUGCCCCCAAUCAGGGCGAUUCUGUUGGGGUCACAGCCACCUACGUUGGUUCGUGGCCCAUCCCCUUAACGUUACUUUUUACCUGGUCAGAGCCGAGAUCAACCAACAGUCCCCACUAGAAUAAUCAUCAGUAGAAGAUCCUCCGCCACCCAUAAAGAAAUGAAAAUCUUCGUCAUCCUGGCGUGAAGGAAUAAAUAACACAAGUAUGUGGAGGGACUUAAUGACAGGAUUAAAUUGACAGCAUCAAGCAAA